UGGGUCGGGCCGCAGCGCGCCGCGCCGCCAGCACCAUGUGGGGCCACGUCCGUGUCUGGGGCGGUAGCCCCUGCGGCCUCGCUGUGCGGUUCCUCGCCGGGCCAGCGAGCGGCUGGGAGGCGGCGGGGCGAGCACGACUGGAGGAGGGGACUCGCAGCCAGAGAGGUGUGUGCGAGGAGCAAAGACUUUGUGUGUCAUCUAGGAAAACACAGAAGCUCUUCAGCACAAGCAGCACACUUUCUGCUGAGAAAGAUGAAUCUGCCCCUUCCAAAGGCAGCAUCUCUGAAGCUGUGUCAAAGAGUCAGGAGACUACAGCAGAAACACCUAAACAGAAGUUAUUAGACCUUAUUGGAAAUAUGAAAGUAGAAGUGAGCUACAGGAAGAAACUUCAACAGUUAAAAACACGCAAGCAAGCCACAGAGAACCUGGAAGGCCCAGCCAGUGAGGGCACUGUCCUUCAGAAAGUUACAGAUGUCCAGCGAGGCAAACCUUUAAAUCCAGAACUGGUGGAGGCUGCUUCUGCAGUUGCAUCUUCCCUACCACUCAACAAGAAACAGACAGUAUCAGAACUACUUGCACAACUAAGACGACAUGAAGAAACCACAGAUAAACAGAAAAAGGGGGAAACUGUUAACUUACGCAACGUUAUUUCAGAAAUGGCAGUGAAAAGGCAGUCCCCAGCUCAGAGAGGUGUGAGGAUAUCCAAUCGCAUUUCCCUGGAGUUGUAUGAGGAUGGUCAAAGAAUCAUGCCUGCACAGUCUUUUGACUCCAGAAGGAGUCUCAAAGUAGGAAAGAGGCUUAACAUAUUCACUAAGGCUUCUACAGAAACAGAACAGGCACUGAAAACAGUAUCUUCACCAACAAUUUGGGAUCUGGAAUUUGCAAAGGAGAUUGCAGCGGUAACGGCACAGCCUCCCCGAAAUGGUUUUGAAGAGAUGAUCCAGUGGACAAAAGAGGGAAUACUGUGGGAGUUCCCGAUUGACAAUGAAGCUGGGAUGGAGGAUGAUGCUGAAUUUCAUGAACAUAUCUUUCUGGAGAAACACAUCGAAGACUUUCCUAAGCAAGGACCUAUUCGUCACUUCAUGGAACUAGUCAUCUGUGGACUUUCAAAAAACCCAUACCUCAGUGUUAAACAGAAGAUUGAACAUAUUGAGUGGUUUCACAAGUAUUUUGAGGAAAAGAAGGAAUUCCUUCAAGAGAUCUGAGACCUGGGGAAGGUGCUUAACCUGGAAAUGAAGAAUCCUUGCAUCAAAAUUGAUGAUUUCCUAUAAUGGAAAUACUAUCAGUGCAUUGUAAUCAUGUGACCCAAAUGUUGUAUUUUAAAUAAUAAACAGAGAGGUGAUACUUUCA
Molecule: messenger RNA, 1350 nt
Organism: Colius striatus (speckled mousebird)
Lineage: Eukaryota; Metazoa; Chordata; Aves; Coliiformes; Coliidae
Gene: MRPS31
Product: mitochondrial ribosomal protein S31
Exons: 8
Coding region: 36-1205 (389 amino acids)
Cellular component (GO): mitochondrial small ribosomal subunit
Molecular function (GO): structural constituent of ribosome
Source: RefSeq, a predicted model, not a curated record